Molecule: messenger RNA, 887 nt
Organism: Chanos chanos (milkfish)
Lineage: Eukaryota; Metazoa; Chordata; Actinopteri; Gonorynchiformes; Chanidae
Gene: smim19
Product: small integral membrane protein 19
Exons: 3
Coding region: 95-415 (106 amino acids)
Source: RefSeq, a predicted model, not a curated record
GCACCAAAACACAGUUAGCCCUGUGUGCGUGAAACUGAGCUUCUCUACAUCGUUAAAUUGAGUAAUCCAUCAUAUAACUUAUUUUUGAGUUGAAAUGGGUGGUUACGGUGUGAUGGCAAACGAGGAGUCUCUUGAUUACUCCGUGCACGAAGCGUGGAACGAGGCAACCAAUGUUUACUUGCUAGUCAUCUUGGUCAGCUUUGCACUGCUCAUGUACGCUAGGAAAAACAAGAGGAAGAUCAUGCGCAUAUUUUCGUUGCCCCCGACUGUUGGGACUACUUCGGAGCCGAACUUCUAUGACAGUCUACAGAAAGUGCGACUACGUCAACAACUUGAAAUGUACUCUAUCGCAAGAAAAUAUGAGCAACAGCAUCAACAAACUCAGCCGGACAGUGUCCAGCUCUCAGUGGAAUGAAUGACAUGUGCAGGACACCGGGCAACGAUUCUACGUCAGCCCCGUUUGUUGCUCCAUCUCUGAAACCACGACAUAAAUAUGAGCAAAUUCUGUUUUAUUUAAGAAUAACUCUGCACACUUCACUCAGAGAUACGGCGAUACUACAUUGCACGAGCCCAGCACAAGGACUAAAUAUGAGCUACUUACCAGUAAUGAGAAACAAGGACAUUAUGGAAAAGCUCACUGUUUAAAUAAAAGAUGGCUCAGAAUGGGUGUGACUAUAAUAACGUGAAGGACACUUUUUAUAUUAACACGUUUACCCUAAAUUCCUCUGUACAGUCGACGUCAUAGGAAGCAAUGCUUUUCCCCGAACCUCUGUUUUUGACCGCUUACGAGAAUGUGUUUCCCUCUUGUGGUUGUGUAGAUGUACUGCUCCAAAAAUAACGAAUUGUUAGAACGGAUUGAUCGAGAAAUAAAUAUUUCACUGCAUUGA